UCGUCGAUUGGUGAUGUCGAGUGAUUGAGUUGAGUGACCGCUAAUAAUUUUAGUGUAGAAAAUUAGCGUAAUUCGUAAUAGUUCAAAGAUACACAUUAACCAUUAUAUAUAUUUCGAACUAAAGUAAUUAAUGUCAUUGUAUCUUUCAGCCUCUUCCUUACAUGUUAGAGAUUUUAAUAUUUAUUUCACAUUCACAUCUCAGAUCCGGAAACCUACUUAUUAGUGAGUUGUAAGAAUAUCAUUACUUGCUUUAUCAAUAUAAAUGUAAUUUUCCAAAUAGCCCCUUUUAAAUUAUGUCCCCUAGUCAGGCAACGACGUUGUUAUUUGAUUUUUUACAGGCUGAAGAGGCGAAGUUGCUGUGCUUUUAUUAGUCUGUCAUGUGGAUUUAGAUUAGAAGUGUUAUUCAAAAUGUUCAGAAGCAAAAUAAGAAUACACACAUGUCGAAUAAUAUUACUGACAUCUCUUGUGUGGUUGCUAGUGGAUGUUGUGUUGUUAGCAAUGUAUUCAGACUGUUUUGGUGAUGGAUGCAACAAAAAAUCUAGUGAUUAUCCUGUAAAGAUUAAAGAACAGUUAGGAGGGAAAAAAGCUGCAAUAGCAGCGGCAUUACAACACCACAUUGAUGAUGAUGAUACUAAUUUGGAGGAAAAUGAAAUUGAACCUGAUGUUGGGGAGGAUGGUCUUGUUUUAUCUGCAUACCCCAAAUCAAGGUUAAAGAGGUGGCAGAGAGUACCUGCUGUGCUACCCCAGGGAGAACUACCCGGAGAAAUGGGUAAAGCCGUCAACAUUCCAAUAGAACAAGAGAAAUUGAUGUUGGAGAAGUUCCAAGAGAACCAGUUCAACUUGUUAGCAAGUGACAUGAUAUCAUUGAACAGAUCACUCACCGAUGUAAGGUUCGAAAAAUGUAAAGACAAACCGUAUCCAGAGUUACUACCUACUACCAGUGUAGUAAUAGUAUUCCACAACGAGGCAUGGACCACCCUUAUCAGAACCAUCUGGAGCACAAUUAACCGUUCUCCAAGACCUCUACUCAAAGAGAUCAUACUCGUCGACGAUGCCAGUGAAAAAGAGCACUUGGGCAAAAAGUUGGAGGACUAUAUAAAGACUUUGCCGGUGCCCACUCGAUUGUUCCGCACUGAGAAUCGUUCAGGACUCAUUAGAGCGAGGCUGCUGGGCGCCAAACAUGUCAAGGGUGACGUCAUCACAUUCCUCGACGCUCACUGCGAAUGCACUGAGGGAUGGCUAGAGCCGCUCCUGGCGCGUAUAGUAGAAGACAGGACGACUGUCGUAUGUCCGAUUAUCGACGUCAUAUCGGACACAACGUUCGAGUACAUACAGGCAUCGGACAUGACGUGGGGUGGAUUCAACUGGAAGCUAAACUUCAGAUGGUACAGAGUACCAGAAAGAGAAAUGUCCCGACGCGGGGGCGAUCGCACGGCACCUCUCCGCACUCCAACAAUGGCGGGCGGACUGUUCGCUAUCGACCGGGAUUACUUCUACAAGAUCGGCUCAUAUGAUGAGGGCAUGGAUAUUUGGGGCGGCGAGAACUUAGAGAUGAGCUUCAGGGUAUGGCAGUGCGGUGGGCGACUGGAGAUCGUGCCAUGUUCGCACGUCGGCCACGUGUUCCGCGACAAGUCGCCGUACACUUUCCCCGGGGGCGUGCAAAAUGUCGUGCUGCAUAAUGCCGCGCGCGUCGCCGAAGUCUGGAUGGACGAGUGGGGCGAAUUCUAUUACGCCAUGAACCCAGGGGCGCUGAAUGUGCCUGUUGGUGACGUCAGCGAGAGACGAGCGUUACGUGAUAAACUCAAGUGUAAGAGCUUCAGGUGGUAUUUGGAGAACAUUUACCCAGAGAGUCAGAUGCCUUUGGACUAUUACUACUUAGGAGAGAUACGCAAUGCUGAAACAUCCAACUGUCUGGAUACACUUGGUGGUAAAGCUGGUCAGCCACUGGGGAUGGGUUACUGUCACGGGCUGGGCGGUAACCAGGUAUUCGCUUACACAAAACGGAAGCAAAUAAUGUCUGACGACAACUGCUUGGACGCGGCGCAUCCACGCGGCCCCAUCAAGCUGAUCCGUUGCCACGGGAUGCGAGGCAACCAAGAGUGGACUUAUGAUUCUAAGACACGUACGAUAAAGCACACUAACACUGGCAUGUGUUUGGACAAGCCUGAGUCGUCUGACGUGUGGAAGCCAGUGUUGCGGCCGUGCAACAGGUCGCGCGGGCAACAGUGGCUGAUGCAACUAGACUUCAAGUGGCAGGCCAGGAGACAAGCGAGAGAGCACAGCUAGUGUACACACUGCAGAAUUGACAACGACAGACCAUAACAGUCUUCCCCUCAUUUUAGAUAUCAGAUUUAUUCCUUAUUCUUGUGUAAAGUUUUAUAUCUAUUAGAUUUAAAUGUACGACACGUAUGUGGUCCUGUGAAUUGUUGACAAUACAUAAAGAAGUAUGCUGUAAUACGUUGUAUUCCCUUUAAAGGUUGCUCAAACUUAGUAUUUGCGUUUGAUAGUGUGAGUUCAAUUGCGAUUAAUUUAGACAUUUGAACGUCAAAGAGAUUAUAUUUAUAUGUAUAUUUAAGUAUUUUUCUUUGUCAUUGGAAAGUAGCAUUUUUAUUAUUGUAUGUAAUUAUAAUUGACCGUGCAUUUAUUUGCAAAAUGACAAAUGUAAUUAACUGUUCGUCUGAUAUGUUUAUUUGGAGAUGUGUGACAUUUGUUUAAAACAAAUUAAUUUUGUGUAUAUGUUUUAUUCACUUUAAGAUUAUAAUGUUGGAAAAGAUUUAUCUUAUGGAUACUCAUUUUAAUUUAGGAGAUUUGAUAAUUUAAUUUCAAUAUGUUACGAUUCAGGUCGAUUUUAAGGGCUUGUUCUGCAUUUAAUUAAUACAAAUACUGUACUACCUUCAAAUUUUUUGACUCCUACUGCAGGACGUUUUAUACUUCUCAUUUCUAAAUUAUCCGCUUAAUAUCUUAUUUUGAUUGUUAUUUUGUGAACCUGUAAUUCUACUACUAUGAUUUCCUUCAACCAGUAUAUAACAUCUAUUUGUUGUGUUGUGGAACAAGCCCUUACUCUAUAAACGAUGUGAAACAAAAUCGAUGUAUAUGUCUGUUGGUUUGUGCUCAUGGUUUUGAAUAUGCAUUAGACUUUGGUGUGGUGUUUAUUCACCAUUUAGAGAAUUUCUUAUGAUAGAUCGUAAUGGAUCUUAUUAUAUUCCAUCUGAGUGUAGCAGAGAUGGCUUGUUAGUUAUAACGAAAGCUUAAUUGAAUUUUGGAGUCAGAAUGUUGGUCGUACCCUUUAUUAGGGCUAGGGAUGUCGUUACUUUCCUUCCGUUUUAAUGCGACAUUCGCGGUGCUAAUCUUCGCCACAAGACUUGCAUAACUACAGUUACUUUAACUGUUAUAAAACAGCUUUUUUCAAUAGCUUAUCAUCGGUAAGAGAUAGGCUUGUCUCAAUUCGGUUACUAAGCAACCGAUUAUAUUUUUGAAUAAUUUGAUCUGUGGUUUGUUUAUUUAGGCACGUAAUUAUAUGCUACAAUUUUAUUUUUUUAUAAAAAUAUUCGUUUCUGUAAUACCCAUUUCACAAAUAACGCUCGGCUCAACAUUUAAGAGAAUAACCUCAAGUUUUCUAAAAUGAAUCACAUUUAAUUAAACUUCUUUGUUGAUAACAUAAACUUAUUUAAGAAAUACACUUUUUAAUAAAGGUGAUAUUUUUAUUCUUAAGUACCUAAAGGUGGACUUAAUGCGACUACUCUAGUCUCUAUCUCUUACUGUAGAUUAGUUAUUGUGAUGUCAUAAAUCAUACGGCGGAUAGUGUGGUGGCACGAUCGUGCCAUAACCAUAAGCUAACUAGACGGCCUUUGAUAUUGCCACGUUAUGUAAUUAUAAUUAAGGUGACUCUUACACGAUGCAAUCAGUUAAAUUUAAAAUGUAUGUGCAGCUAAAUUAAUAUAUUUUCAUUUAAGAUUUUUUGUUCUAAUUUUGUCGUGGUAGUUAGGUACCUAGAGAGAUUCGAUAAACAAUGUAGCGUAAGAUAUUUUCUUUAUUAUCAUACUAGUAAUAUGAUUCGCAUAGAGAUGCCAUUAGUGAGUGGAAAGGUUAAUGAAUUAUUUUUAACUAUGUAGUUGCUCUUGAGUUAUUAAAGUUUUACAUUCUAUCUUGAUUGCACAGAAUAGUUUGGAUACCGUAGUAUUACACUGGUAAUUUGAAACGUGAUUGUGAGUCAUGUAGGUAUUGUUUGUUAUUGUUGAUCUGCAAUGGCCAAUGAUAUAAUAUAUUUCGGUCGUAGAUGUGACAGUGGCCUCUACACUCGUUAAAAACUGUUGCCUUAAUUAAUUUUACGAUGUUUCAAAUUGAUCGUGUUAUAUUUGAUAAGGAUAAAGAUUAUAUUUUAGCGUAUGACUGUUCUUUAGAGGGCUCAAUGGAAUUGUCACUUGUCACUUCCUUCACAAAUAGCUUAGUUUUGUAGUAUUUUCUUCUGUUUUCAGAUUUUAAAAGUGGUUAAAUUAUAUUUCAUAUUUAAUCAGGGAGAGUAAUGUCAAAUUAGAUUUUGUAUUCUGUCACUGUAUAAUUAAGGACUUUGAUUUGUAUGUAUGGAGUUAAUUUGGACUAUGCUUCGUUAUAUAUUAUACUUCGUUUCAAUUCAACUCGUGUGUAUAAACCUAUUCAUUUUAUUAAAAACUUUAAAAAAUGUAAUAUUUUUACAAAAUACACUAACGAAGUGAAAUGGAGCGAAGUAUAAUUAUUUUCGUGUUAAACGCUCUCAAAACAACGAAAAACAUAUAAAUUCGAUAAAAUUAAAUUUUUUAUUUUUUUUAAUGCAGGUUGUAUUUUGCUUUCUCUUAAUUUUAGUAAUUUAAUUAAUUUAAUAAAUAACGGCUUUUUAAUAUGACUCAAACUGGGGAAGUAUCCUCUCGCAAUGCCGAAUUAUUUUUUCGUAAUAUAAAUUAUUAUGAUUUAUGAUUAUUAUAUAUCAAUUUAGAUUAUGUGAACAUUUUAAAAGGAUCAUAUCAAUAAACAAAUGUAUAUUAUGUAAAAUUCGUCUUAGGUCUAGAGAAUUUGUCAUGUUUAUUUGUUGUGUAUAGUUAAUACAUCACAAAAAUAGGUUAAAUUUCCCUAGAAAAUUUUCAAGGUAUUAUAAUACACAACUAUUUUUUGUAAAUUAUUAUUUUUUAUUGAAGUGUUCUAAAAGUUUACAGUAUCAGUUUUUAUGAUAAAUUUGGUAAAGACAAACAGUUUGGAAUAUCAAAAUAAUUUCUCAAGCAUUUUUGAACAAGGCCUAUAUAAGUUGUGCACAGUAGUACCACAGAAAUAAGUCACAUCGGCAUUGUAGACGCAGAUACUUAUGAAAACUAUAACAUUUGUUAAACACUAAUCAAUAAAAACCUUAUGGAGUUCCUCUUACGGUGAAACAUGCAAUGACAGAUUAACUGAAGCCAAUUUAAAAAGAAUUAAAGUGACCGGCAUAAACUUACUUAAUAAUUAUUACUUAGAAAUACUUUCAUUCCUUUUAUUCGUGAAAUCUGUUAUAUCAUCGUUACUCAUUUUUGUGAUACUACUAAACACAAAAUGUAAUUAUUGUAAAUAGUUACUAUGUGAUGAUUCGUCCAACUUUUAAACAUAGACCAUUUGUAUAUGACUAACAAUUGCAUUUACUUUUAACUGGAAUCUCAAGAGUUCGUUUCAUACUUUUAAUAGUGCCAAAUGGUUUUAUUUGAUGGCACACUUCACCAUUCCAAUUAAACUUGAAAAUUAAAUUGUUUGGACUGAAUUUUACCAGUGUGUUUUAUUUUAAUGAGUAACAAUAUUAUCGAAUAGCUGUUUUCCA
Diatraea saccharalis (sugarcane borer) is the source of this 5815-nucleotide messenger RNA. NCBI's taxonomy places the organism in Eukaryota, Metazoa, Arthropoda, Insecta, Lepidoptera, Crambidae. The record is from the annotation of a GenBank genome assembly.